AUGCCGGCUGUAGCUGCGGUCUCUGCUCCGCAUCCUCCUUCCCUGGACGAGCCGUCCUCGAUCAUCCCUGCCGCAGAGAGCAGCGCUGCAGGCGCGGUCGUGGCGGGGGAGGCGGCAGCCACUGGGGAAGCACUCGGCGGCGCAGAGGCAGGGGGGAGCGGAACAGAAGCGCAAGGAGCAGCGGGCCAGGGGUCGCAAGAGCAGGGGGGAGGAGGGGUUGGGGGGCAAGGGGGGCAGGGGGCCUUGACCGGAGCACAAGGGACAGCGGGAGCAGGAGGGUCAGGGGCCGCGGGAGCAGGGGAGGCAGGGGAGGCAGGGGGAGUGCCGGCGGGAGAAGCAGGGGGGGCAGGAGGAGGGGGAGCGGAAGGAGCAGGGGGCGCAGGAGCAGCGGAGCCGGAGCAGCAGCUGGCGGAGGCGUGGCAGCGCGCGUUGGAUGAGGCGGAGGUGGAGAUCCGCAAGCAGGCCAUCGAGAACGAAUUCCUCCGCUCCCAGCUGCGCGUGCUCGAAUGGCAGAUGAGCAACGGCGCGCUAGCAAGUUCCGCGCCUCCUGACGUGGACGGGCUGCUCUCCCCUUCCUCCGCGCGCCUUCCCCCUUCCGCCAGUACAGGCGCGGGGCUCAGUCCAGGUUUAUCUGGGGCAGGUGCAACUGUUGCAGGCGUAUCAGGGGCGGGCACUUCUAGCGGCCCUCUAGGCGGCUAUAGCGGCGUUUUAGGCGGAAGUCCGCAGAUAGUGGGGUUAGGCGGAGCAGCAGCCGUGGGUACUGGUGGUGCUGCUCCUGCUGUAGUGGGUAUAGGUGGGGCUGAAGGGGCAGUAGGGGUAGGGAGAGGCGGAGGGAUUAUGGCUGCUGUAGCAGCAGCUGUAGCACCAGGAAUGACUGCUGGUAACGGUGGUGGGAUGGGGGGGCUGCUAGGAUCCGAUCAGGUGGUUACUGGGGAAGGUGGUAUUGGGAAUUUUGGCGGGAUGGUAGGGGACGGAGCAGGGGGAGGAGGAGGCGGAGGAAUGGGAGGAGGAGGUGGAGGCGGAGGAGGAGGGGGAGGCGGAGAGGACUUAGAGGCAGCUCUGUUGGAGCGACUGCUGCAGAAGUUGUCUGUGAACGGUUCGCUGGCUGCUGCUGUGGCGCAGGCAGCAGGGGGAGGCGGAGCUGGCGGAGGCGCAGGUGGAGGAGGGGGGGUUGACGCAGGGGGAGGCGGAGGGGGAGAAGGAGGGGGACUGGGGGCAGGAGGGGAGGGUGGUGGAGCAAAUGGGUUGAUGAACGGAGGGGUGGGGGGCGGGCUGACGGGGCAUGUCCUGGAUGGGGAGCGUGACAGCCUGGCGUUGACUCCGUUUGACCGGCAGUCGCUGACUGUGCACCCCUCCAACUCCACGUCAUCACGCCAGCUGGCUUCUCUGCAGCCCUUCACAAACGACUUGACUCGGCCGACGGGUGGGGCGGCAGCGUCCGGCCCUAGUGGGUCGGCGGGCGGCGGAGACAGGUCCGUGAACGUGGGCGAGCUGAUGCAGCGCGUGGCCUCGUUGGAGGAGCAGGUUCGCAGCAAAGACAAGCUGCUGGCUGCUGCUCAGGCGCGGGAGGCACAGUUGCAGGCGGAGAAGCGGUCGCUGGAGCGCCGGAUGUCAGAGCUGCGGCUGGCAUUCGACGGGCAGCAGCAGAACUUGAUGGGGUCGGCCCAGAAGGCCAUGGGGUACCGCCGGGACGUGCUGGAGGAGAACGUGCGCCUCACGCGCGCGCUUGAGCGAGCGGAGCAUGACCGCAUGCUAUUCAUAACCACGCUCACGCCACUGGCAGGGGAGUUUGGCCUCUCCGCCACCGCCUCUGCCGACUCGCACCACAUGCUGCUCUCUGUCAAGUCUGUGCUGCAGCAGCUGCUCACCCGAACCACUCGCAGCAACGAGCUCUGCUCCCACGUGUUGCCCCUGUUUCGCUGCAUUCACCAUAUCACCACCAACCCUUCCACGCCCCUCCCCCACCUUGCAGCAGGGCGGGCCGUCACCCCCGCUCCCCACGCUCUACGGCACCACAGACCCCACGUUCUCUGCUCUGCCGUCAUGUGUUGCCCCUGUUUCUGCCCAUUCACCGUUUUCAACCCCAACCCUUCCACGCCCCUCCCUCCCCUUGCAGCAGGGCGGGCAGUCAGCCCCUCUCCCCACGCUCGUCGGCACCACACAGAUCCCACGCUCUCUGCUCUGUGUUGCCCUUGUUGUUUUCAUUCACUCUUCUUCACCGUCUCCCUUCCAACCUUUCCCCCCCGCUUGCAGCAGGGCGGGCAGUCAGCCCCUCUCCCCACGCUCUAUGGCACCACAGACCCCACGCUCUCUGCUCUGCUGCUCGCCAGUGGCGCCAACCCCAACAGCCCCUCCCUCGCACCAAACCCCCUCUCUUCCGCUGCUGCGCUCUCUGCUGCUGCCUCGCCUCUCCGAGCCUUGGCUGGGCUGGUGCCCCCUGCUGCUGCACCUGCUGGUGGUGAUCCUCUGCUGCUGCGGUGA
This is a messenger RNA of Closterium sp. Naga37s-1, 2481 nucleotides long. NCBI's taxonomy places the organism in Eukaryota, Viridiplantae, Streptophyta, Zygnematophyceae, Desmidiales, Closteriaceae. The record is from the annotation of a GenBank genome assembly.